CCCGUAUAUACGCUGUAUUUAUACACAUACUUUUUUCUACGACACGUGUUUGGUGACGUGGAUGUGCCUUGGCACUCCCUUUCUUCUUCUUCUUCUUCCACAGCCUCCAUGCCUCCCCCAUCUCUCUCCUCUCUUCUUAACUUUUUUUUUUUUCUCUUUGUUUUUGAGUAAAGAUAAUGCAGUCUUUUUGACUAUUUUGUUUUAGAAUUUCUCGUCUACGCCCGCCUUUUUCUCCCAAUUGAAGAUACUCUAAUUUAUGCUGUAAAUCAUUGUCUCGCUGAUAAGGGAAGGAAGAUUUUUGGAUUUCAGAUUUUCAAGUUCUUUUUGAGCAUAGAGUAACAGCAUAUGGGUUGUGACUGCAAUCCAACUUGGGGUCAUUGGCCUUCACCAAGUCAAACCAUCGGCCUCUCUUUUACAUAAAGAGUGAUAGAGAAGUAGAGUGAUGUUGACAGAGAGGCGACCAACUUGGUGUUUGACCAUGGGAAACAACGAUGAAGGAAAGUCCAGUAAGUCUGACAAAUCAUCUUCACCAGCGCCAACGGAUCAGACCAAUGUUCAUGUCUAUCCCGAUUGGGCAGCCAUGCAGGCAUAUUAUAGUCCUCGAGUCACUAUGCCACCAUAUUAUAAUUCAGCUGUGGCAUCUGGCCAUGCUCCUCCCCCCUAUAUGUGGGGUCCACCGCAGCCUAUGAUGCCACCUUAUGGGGCACCUUAUGCAACAAUCUACUCGCAUGGGGGAGUUUAUGCGCAUCCUGCAGUUCCUCUGGCUGCGAACCCUGCGGAAACACCUACAAAGUCCUCAGGAAAUACAGAACGAGGUUUAAUGAAGAAGCUGAAAGGAUUUGAUGGCCUUGCAAUGUCAAUAGGCAACGGCUCUGCUGAGAAUUCUGAGGGUGGGGCUGAACCUAGACUGUCCCAGAGUGUGGCGGAGACUGAAGGUUCCUCUGAUGGUAGUGAUGGGAAUACAACGGGGACGGAUCAAACUGGACAGAAAAGAAGCAGGGAGGGAACACCAGCCAUUGCAGGUGGAGAUGGGAAACAUGAGGCAAAGUCUAAUUCAGUUGCUGGCAUGACCACAGCUUUGGAGCUUAGGAACCCUCCUACCAUGAAUGCUAAGUCCAGUCCUAUGGUUGUACCUUGUGGAGUAAUGCCUUCUGAAGUCUGGUUGCAGAAUGAACGGGAGCUGAAACGGGAGAGGAGGAAACAAUCUAAUAGAGAAUCUGCUAGAAGGUCAAGGUUGAGGAAGCAGGCUGAGACAGAAGACCUAGCCCGGAAAGUUGAAUCCUUAACUUCAGAGAAUGCAACACUCCGAUCUGAAAUAAAUCAACUAGCUGAAAAAUCAGAGAAACUAAGGCUAGAAAAUGCUACAUUAGUGGAGGGACUGAAAAAUGCUCAACUGGGACAAGCACAGGAAAUUAUUAUGAACAAGAAAGAAGAUAAAGAGGGUGAAAUGUAUGAGAAAAAGUCAAACUCCGGUGCCAAGCUGCAUCAACUCUUGGAUGCGAGUCCUAGAGCCGAUGCCGUGGCUGCCGGCUGAAUAAGGAGAAAAGUUAUACCUGAGUUAUUUUUGACAUUUAAUCGGAGGAAAUCACGUAGCUUUGGCAUAAUUAGAAGCUCAAAACUACUGCUAACAGUUAGCAGAGGGAUGAAAUAGUUUGUGUUUUGGACAGCUAUUUUCACUUGUAAGUUAGCUCUCUCUCUCAUGGCAGAACUGAAUGUAUUUUUAUUUGAAAAUCAGAGUGAUGAGAAAGCCCUGAUGUACAUUAACGAGAAAUUGGAGUUUCAGUUUAGGAAAGGGUCUUUGAAACCUUCAAUAUGUAAUGUAAUCUCUAAUGAUUGUGCGAUUUAGUUUAGGUAAUUAAUUCAGUUUAGGUAAUGUAUUGGCAGCGGUGUAGUAGACUUACUGUAUGUGAUGUGUGAAAUGAGAAAAUGCCACUCCUAUAUC
This is a messenger RNA of Durio zibethinus, 1942 nucleotides long. The record is from RefSeq and is a predicted model, not a curated record. Lineage: Eukaryota; Viridiplantae; Streptophyta; Magnoliopsida; Malvales; Malvaceae.